UGUCAUGGCGCCGUGCAUCAUCAUCAUCAUGCAGUGUCAGAGACAGCACUAGCUCAAAACAAUCUGUAAUGACUCUCCGGUUUCCCGUUAAUAUCUGAUUAAACGUCCGAGGAAUAAUAAGUUCAGGAUGGCAGACUCAGGUGACCCCGGCGGUCAACGUGCGCCGACUCCUGGAGGAAGCGGUAAUAUAGGACUGCUGAUGGGCCGUCGACAACCAGCCGGCCUCUCUCCUGGACGUCUCCCUUCAAUGCGAUCAAGAGACCUCACCCUGGGGGGAGUGAAGAAGAAAACAUUUACACCCAACAUUAUUGGCAGAAAAGUUAAAGAAGAAGCAAAAGUUGACGUUGGGCAGAGGAGAGACAGGAAGGAUGCAGACCGAGGUCGAGGGCGUGGAGAUCGAGGCAGGGGCCGAGGUCGCGGGGAGGUCAUCCAGUCCCACUCUAUUUUUGAACAGGGGCCUGCAGAGAUGAUGAUGAAGAAGAGAGGUGGCUAUGAAAGUGAGAGAGAGGCUCCUAGCAUGGGACCUUCACCCAUCAUUAAUAUUAAAAAGGAGAAGAGGGAGACUGAGGAGGAGACCAAAGAGAUUCUGCGCAAGCUGGAACGAGACAAUUUUAUAGACGACCCUUUCCUGAGGAGUGAGCAGAGGAGCUGCCCUGUUCAGCUUCCCCUCGCCGUGUCCGGAUGGGGAUUUAAGGAGGAAUUUAGUGAUGAUGCUGUUAAAAUUGAGAAAACAGAUGAGGAUUGUGAACCCAUGGAGCCUGCAGUUGAAGUGAAAAAAGAGCCAGAAGAAAUGGAGAUAAAGAAGACAGAGGCGACUUUCAGGCCUCCUCCGCUCCCUGAGCCUGAAGUUCUUCCUGACCUGCUGCACAAAUGGAGUCUGAGCAAAGGCGAGGAGCUGUUCUUUGUUCAGCUGCCUGACUCGCUGCCCGGCCAGCCUCCCACCAAAGAGCACAGACCGGUGAAAACUGAAGUGCAGUCAGAGGAUGGGCAGUCUGUGCUUCUGAAAACAGAGUCUCAGGAGGAAGAAGCUGAAGAGAACAGCUGCAAUCUAAAAGAUCUGCGGGAGGGCGUCAUAGGAAAGAUGCUGGUGCGGAAGUCUGGCCGUGUGCAGCUCAUACUGGGACACGUGACGCUUGAUGUGUCUCUAGGAACGUCAUGCUCUUUCUUUCAGGAACUGGUCUCUAUUGGCACAGAAGGAAAAACCGGCAACUUGACUGUGUUAGGGAAUGUCAAACACAAGAUGGUUUGCUCCCCAGACUUUGAGGCUCUGCUGGAGAGCAGCGCUUGACACUCACUGGAGGACUGAGCCUCCUCGAGCCUGACAGACGGAUGCACUGACAAAAUGUUCUCAGCUGCCUCUUUAGAACUUGACAUCUAAAAGAAAUAUGGUGGAGAUUGAUUAUUUUCAGAGUGGCUAUAAUAACAUUUAAAUACACUAUCUAUAAAUACAAAACAGAAGUGAGGUUUAUUUUCAUCCGGUGUAAUAAGGUUUAUUAACUCUUCCUUAAAGCUUGAACGCUGUGCCAAGUAUCAGUACUGUUUCUGCUUCUCUAUAUCUGAAAUUACUUGACAAGACUGUACAUGGAUGUAAAUGUGUGAAUAAAAAAACAUUUUUUGUUACUCCA
Molecule: messenger RNA, 1625 nt
Organism: Stegastes partitus (bicolor damselfish)
Lineage: Eukaryota; Metazoa; Chordata; Actinopteri; Pomacentridae
Gene: polr3d
Product: polymerase (RNA) III (DNA directed) polypeptide D
Exons: 9
Coding region: 128-1288 (386 amino acids)
Biological process (GO): tRNA transcription by RNA polymerase III
Cellular component (GO): RNA polymerase III complex
Molecular function (GO): DNA binding
Source: RefSeq, a predicted model, not a curated record